UUUUCAGUCCCUACAGGUUCUCUAACUAUUAGCAGGAGACUGACAGCUCAAAGCCCUAACCCUAAUCGUUAUCCUUAUCAUUGACCUAUUCGUUAUAUAAUUUCUGGGUUCUAUUGCAAACCUUCUUCUUCUUCUUCUUCAUGGCGCUUCAUGGAUCUAGUUUCUGCUUAAAUUGUUGGAAAUCUCAAAUUCGGAUUGGGUUUUUGAAAGUUAUGAAAGAAACGAAUGGAAGAUGCUUGAAUUUGUUAAUUAUUUCCUGGAAAUGGUUCUUUUAGGGAAUUUUACAGCUUGCCGAGUUCCUGCAAUUGUAGUUUUGGGAUGCUUCAUCAUCUCCCUUCACCUUCUUUAAAGCAAUACAAUUUAGUUGUAGCAAAGACGUUUGGAAGGGGGAAUAAAAAUCAGUUUUUGCCUGGGGAUCGUCGUAUCAAAUUGCGGACUGAAAGACCCAUAUCCUCUAUUCAGGCCUCUGGUUUGCGGUUAUUAAGACCAUGUAAUGUGAAAGGCGAUGACUCAAAGGAUAGCGCAAGUGGCGAAAGCAUCAUAUUGGAUGUGCAAACCUUGGAGCGUGAUCUAGACAUUGCCAUUGCUGAGGAGAACUAUCCUAAAGCAGCACAAAUUAGGGAUAGCCUCAAACUUCUGCGCCAAGAUAGUACAACUUCUGUUUUAGCAGCAAAUGCUCAAUUUUACGAGUCAUUCAGGAUUGGGGAUUUAGCUGCCAUGCAAGCCCUUUGGGCCAACCGGAAAGAAGUCUGUUGUGUGCACCCCGGUGCACGUGGGAUAUAUGGUUAUGAAGAUGUUAUGACUAGCUGGGACUACGUAUGGGCGAACUAUGAAUUUCCGCUAGAGAUUGAGCUGAAAGAUGUCAAUGUUCGUGUUAUAGGGGAUGUAGGGUAUGUCUCUUGUGUGGAAUUGGUUAAGACAAAGGGUAGCAGUUGGGGGGGACAGUUUGCAACAAAUGUGUUUGAGAGAAUUGAUGGUAAAUGGUUUAUCUGCAUUCACCAUGCUUCAGUUCUUGACUUGUGAAACCUACAAACUAUAUUGUAUUUUGGAAUUUGGCUAAUUGCCCCUUUGUCGUC
Molecule: messenger RNA, 1076 nt
Organism: Prunus avium (sweet cherry)
Lineage: Eukaryota; Viridiplantae; Streptophyta; Magnoliopsida; Rosales; Rosaceae
Product: Nuclear transport factor 2 (NTF2) family protein
Molecular function (GO): protein binding
Source: RefSeq, a predicted model, not a curated record